CUCAUCAUAAAGAAGAAAUACAGGUUCCCACUCCAAUCUUACCUAGAAUAGGAAUUUCCAUCUUGUACAAAUCUGCUGCAAGACUGACAGUGAGAAGUGAGGUAUAUAAAGCUGGUAGUGUGCAUUUAUAUCAGAUGAUACCUUUCAAGAGUUUAAAAGGAUUGCCUACCUGUUUGUAGGACUCUCUAAAUAUCCUGGAAUAUGGUGGAAGCAGUACUGAUAGAUCUGUUCAGCCUACCACCCUACUUGCAGAACAACAUCCAAGGAUUGCUACGUAACACGCUGGAAACUAUUGAGAAAUGCUUUUCCAUCCCUGCUCCAUUUGUUUAUGUCAUGUGUCGCCAGAGGCAGGGGAGUGAGAGGAAUGGUGAAGAAGAGUCCUUCCUUCCAGCUCUCAGUGAUUUUCAGAGUCUGAAGAAAAGACUGGAGGUGGUACGUUCUCUGACUACAGCUGCUGCUUUGUACACCAUCAAACAAAGACUGGAUGAAAAAGACCUAAGCAUCAUUAAAGUAAUUCUCCCUACCUUAAGAAAAGACUUAAUGAAAGUAUAUGUAGACCACCUCUUUACAGCAGUCUACCAGUUUGAAUUUGAGGAUUUACAGGUGGCAUCUGAUGGUGAAAACCUGCAGAUAGCUGAACCUUGGAGUGAAGGGCAAGCGCUUCCUACGCAGGAUGUGGCGCUCAUCCGAAGUGAGAUUCAGAUGUACUUGGAAAGCCUGCCGAGCCUGAAAGGGGAGCUCACCAUCCUCAGAUCAUCCCUGAUCCCAGAUGAUAUCUUCCUACAUGGGUUCACCACAAGGAUGGGUGGGAUCUCCUACAUACCAACUCUAAGCUCCUGCAAUCUCUUCAGCAGUUCCAAGCGGAGGGACCCACAAGUUGUCGUUAAGGAAAAUCUCCGCCGGCUAGCUAAUGCUGCAGGAUUUAACCUAGAGGCUUUUCACAGAGUCAAGAUUGAUCACGCUAAUGCUGUGUGUGUUAUGGGAAAGACGGAGCCUGACAGCUAUGAUGGAAUAGUUACAAACCAGAAAGGUGUUACGAUAGCGGCUCCAGGUGCUGAUUGCAUACCCGUGCUGUUUGCUGAUCCUGUCAGAAAAGCCUGCGGUGCUGCUCAUUCUGGGUGGAAAGGCACAUUGUUAGGAGUUUCUAUGGCCACAGUAAAUGCUAUGGUAUCUGCAUAUGGCUGUAAUGUGAAAGAUAUCCUUGUGGUGCUGGGCCCAUCUGUAGGACCUUGCUGCUACAAACUUCCUCACGAAUCAGCGAAAGAAUUUCACAGAAUUGAUCCGACGUGUGUGAGACAAUUUGACUCUGCAAGUCCGUAUAUUGAUAUUAGAAGAGCAACACGGAUUCUUCUUGAGAGUGGUGGGAUUCUUCCUGAGAACAUCCAAGAUGAUUCUGUCAUGGACCAGAACCAAAAUAUCACUUUCUGUACUGCAUGCCACCCUGAUAGAUUUUUCUCUCACUUUCGUGAUGGCAGUAACUUUGGGACACAGAUUGGCUUUAUAUCAAUCAAAGACUGAGAUAGUAUGUCUCUUAGAGUCGCAUAGUAUUUAGACAACAAGUCUGGUGCACUGACUGGCAUCCUGCUCUCCUUGUAGAAAUUCUCCCUCCUUCCUUUCACAGACUUGCAAUAGGGAAUUCACGGGUCUCGCGGUUCUCCUGCUUCCUCCUUUCCCUGCCAUUCUGAGGCAAGAAGAAACGUCUAGAGUGUGGUGCCAAUAAUUCUUGUAUGAGACAGGGUACAAAGGAAACAAGGGCAACCCGCACCAGUGACAAAGCCCUUCUGCAAGUCCAGGUGCAAGCUCCAAUUUUUUUGGAGCCUUCUUGACCAAAUAUUUCCCAGAAACCUCAUUGUCUUAAGGUGGUGAAAGCACAAAAAAACAGUCUUCAUUAGCUUCUGGGUGAGACUUCUGAAUGAAGUUAAGUAUGGCAUUACUGGUAUAAGGAAGGGAAGCCUGUAUCGCACAUUAACUGUUUGAGAGCACACAACUUUGUGAGUUUCAGCUGAAGGUACGCCUUAUGGAAUUAUGUGCGUGGGAUUGUUUUUCUUAUUUGGGUUUGUUUAAAGAAGAGCUCCAAAACACUUACAUGACUUUUCCUGUGGAAAAUAACUUGAAAUUGAGAAGCAAGCAAGCUCCUUUGGGGCAGACAUUGAAAAUGUAUGAACUCUCACCAUUCUGUAUUUUUUGACUGUAGAAAAAGUAGGACUAAAACUGUUAAUAUGAUAUGACAUGUAUGUUCAUGUUGCCUUAGGAUUUUUUUCUUUAAACUAUUGGUGCUCUGCUAAUGUCCAUUGAGAUGGUCUCAACAGUGCCCAGUUAUUAAAUAAAUAUCUAAGAAGAGUGAAUUUAGCCUCAGCUAAUUUUACUGACCAAUAGUUGCCUUAUCUAUCUGUCUUACUAAGCAAAUUCUAAGUGAGCACUGUUUUCUUUUGACGUAAAAAAUUUGCCUGAAGACAUUACCAUAGACGUGAUAGUUCCUGACACGUAGACAGCGAGAGCUUCCUAAUGGUAAAACUAUGCUGAGUAGCUUUCAGAGUUGCCAAGCACAAGCCUUGGGACAACUGUCCGCAUGACGUAGUUUGGAUUUUGAAUUCAACGAUCUUUUCCAAUUCUAGGCCUUUAUGUCCACUAGAGGUCAGUGCUCGCUCACGCUCCACUUCCAUCCCUGGCUGCACUGUAUAGAUGGAUUUUCAAACCACGCAUUUUGCAAAGCACCGCGUGGCAUAUGCUGCCACUUUUGCCUCUACAGUCAUCUGCCAAGUUAUUCUAGUAUCUGUGCUUGAAGAGUAAUCUAUUUUUCAUUUUCUGGGGCUGUGAUUCAGAGCUGACCAAAUGAGAAGUUUCCUUGUCCUCUGGGAGAACAGACUUUUUAAAAAAGCUUUCUUUAACCUGUGAAUGGUAUUUCUCAGAGAAGAGCCUGGUUCUGUUACCCUCUUAUUGUGACCAUCUACCAAAAAAAUGCUUCUUCCAACUCUCACUUCUUCUUUAGAAAUAUUAUUCCUCUUUG
This is a messenger RNA of Chroicocephalus ridibundus (black-headed gull), 3007 nucleotides long. RefSeq names its product laccase domain containing 1 (gene LACC1). The transcript has 6 exons. Lineage: Eukaryota; Metazoa; Chordata; Aves; Charadriiformes; Laridae. Gene Ontology annotation, molecular function: copper ion binding. The record is from RefSeq and is a predicted model, not a curated record. The coding region runs from base 202 to 1518 and encodes 438 amino acids.